Cryptomeria japonica (Japanese cedar) is the source of this 4914-nucleotide messenger RNA. RefSeq names its product RNA-dependent RNA polymerase 1. The record is from RefSeq and is a predicted model, not a curated record. The coding region runs from base 566 to 4870 and encodes 1434 amino acids. The transcript has 4 exons. Gene Ontology annotation, cellular component: nuclear RNA-directed RNA polymerase complex. Gene Ontology annotation, molecular function: RNA-directed RNA polymerase activity. Gene Ontology annotation, biological process: siRNA processing. Lineage: Eukaryota; Viridiplantae; Streptophyta; Pinopsida; Cupressales; Cupressaceae.
GUUUCUGCGUACAAAUAAUAACGGUUCCGGACAUUUCACUUUCACAGAUUUAACCUUAUUCUCCAACGAAUGAGUAGAUAAGCAAACUUGUCAAUCACUAGGCUAGGCUUAAAAAUGAUUCCUCGGUUUCUUUCGGCAUUUUCAGCUGGGCGAUACCUUAUUUUGGGCAGUCCGCACUGGUAGCAGUGCCAAGAGAAACUUUAUAAAGUAGAAUGAGUGAUAUUCGUGCAAUGGUCGAGUGCGCGGAAGCAGCCUCCACAGAGUUUUUUAUAUUUUUAAAACUUCUCUGGGGCAGCCCGUACGUAGAAAUAUGGACGUAUGUGAUGUCGUCCCAUCAUGGCGUGGAGAUUCAGAGCAAGAAUUAUAUUCGCCGUGCUUUCGUGGAAGCUAAGUUUUGGCAGCCUUUUUACAGCAUUGCAACGAAGGCACUGGAGGGAUUUAUCCGGAAUGCUGAGAGACAGGAUAUAGAGGAUGAGGAUAUAGCAGAAGAUUUUCACUGAUAAGGCCUGAAAUCUGCAAUUUUGACUUGCUUUUCAUUCUCAGUUACAAACAUUUGCAAGUUAUCAUGGCCGGUCGCACGAUUCAGGUUUCACGCGUGCCCUUCAUCCCGAACGAGAAAUUUCUGGUAGAAUGUCUGGAGGACACAGUUGGCCGUGGGAAUGUGCGCGCUUGCAGGCUGAUCACGCAAAGCUCAAUGCAUAGUCAAGAAGAUGCAGAAGUAAGCGCCCUUGUUGAAACAGCGAGCGCGGAAUCAGCAAUGGAUCUUCAUAAUCUUGCCAAGGCCGGUCUUCUCAACUUGUGGGGUGCUUUACUAGCAGUCCAAUUUGUGCACAAUGCGGACUUUCUGUCCGAAUCUAAGGUUUUGCCCCAAUCAAAUGAUGCUGCGUGCGAUCCAAAUUUUUCUGUGCCUCAACUUCAUUGCGAAGCAGAGCUUUCUGUGCCAAAAGAUGUGUCUGAGAAUAACACAUCUCUGCCGAGAGUUGUGUCCGAGCCAAAAAUUGAAGAUGUUUAUGAGUCGAAGGCUUCGGAGUCGCAACUUUUCAGCCAGCCAAAAGUUUCCGUGCCAGGAAAUUUGUCUGAAAAUAAGGUAUCUGUGCCAGCCAUUGUUCCUGAGUCAAAUAUUUCAGCUGUAAUUGAGCCAAAAUUUUCUAUGCCACAACCUCCCAGCCAAGCAUAUACUUUUCCCCCUUUUUCCAAAGCUGUGUCUAAGCCAAAACCAGUGAACGACUCAAAAGUUGUUGCCGAUCCGAAUCUUCCUUCGGAAAGGAAGGGUUUUGUGCCAAAAAUUUUCACCACUUUUGAGCCACAAGCUGUGUCUGCGGCAAAGAUUUCAACACCAAAAGAUAUUGUUGAGCCAAGACCCGUGCACGAUACAAAUCUUUCUGUUCAACAACUGUCAGAAAUGAAGGCUUCUGUAGUAAAAGUUUUUGAUGCUUUUGAGUUAAAAAUUGUGUCUUCAGCAAAGGCUUCAGCACCAAAAGCUGUGCCAAAGUCCGUGUAUGAUCCAAAUCUUUCCGUGCCACAACUUCUCUCAGAAAUAAAGGCUUCUGUGCUAAACGUUUCUAGCACAUUUAAGCCAAACGAAAUUGUUGCUGAGCGAAAACCAGGGUAUGAUCCGAUCUCAGAAAGAAAGGCUUCUCUUGCAAAAUUUUAUAGCUCUUUUGAGCCAGCAGCAUCGACUUCAGCACCAAAAGCUGUUGCCGAGCCAAAUUUUGCUCCACACCGAGAGGUUUCUGUGCCAAAAAGAAAUUCUGAGCGAAAAGUGGGAUCUCGAUCGAAAGAAGUGUCUGCUGUAAAGGAAACCUCUGUUUGUUUGGAGGGAACUGAUCUGCAUAUGGGCUGCGAAAUUUCUGAGAAUUCAUUCUAUGUUUUAUGCUCUUUCAAUGAAGUUAUUGUAGAGUUUGUGUAUGGUCGUAAGAGAAUCAGCCUCUUUGUAAGGGCGAGUGGGACUGACUACAAGAUGGAUAUUGAGUAUCCAGAUAUCCGUUACAUUCACAGAGGGCAGGCGACGGGAAAGAAUACUCAGGUCCUCCUCCUUCGGCUACGGAAUGCCCCGAGGAUUUACAGCAAUAUGUCCCCAGUUUUACAAUCUGAUACUAAUGGCUGCAACUACAAAGACUUGAAAGAUGCUCAGUGGAUCCGAACAACAGAUUUUACACAAUGUUGUUGUAUAGGUCAAUCUUCAUCGUUUAGUUUGGAGCUUCCCAAUUCUAUAGACAUUUCUCAUAUUCAGAACAAGUUUGCACAUUACAAAGAGAUUGAAGAGAAAAUUUUGCUAGAGCAUGGAAGACCAUAUAAUCCAACUUCAAUUUUGGUGCCAAUCAGAAGUCCUCCAGAAGAUUUGGACAUACCCUACAAAAUAAUGUUCAAAAUAAAUUCACUUGUCCAACAAGGCAUUCUUAGUUGGCCAACCCUUAGCAAGGAAUUCUUCAAUUUGCUACUGCCUGAGAGAAGGCCAGCUGAUUAUAUAUAUCAGGCUUUAACAAAACUUAGUAAUUCAGGAUGGAACACUUGCUACAGACCUGUAGAUUGGCUCACAAAGGAACUAGGUAUGUUGGAAAAAUCAAAAGGGCACCUUCAUUCUGAAAACAUAUCUCUGGAUAAUGGCCUGAUGCAUAUCAACAGGGUACAAAUUACUCCUUCAAAAAUCUACUUCUGUGGACCUGAAGUUAAUGUUUCCAAUCGUGUGACACGACACUUUGCAGAAUACAUUGACAACUUUCUUCGUGUUUCCUUUGUUGAUGAGAACUUGAACACGCUUAGUUCUCGUGACUUGUCUCAAUGGAUGGGCCGUGAAACGCCACAGAAGCAUACAAAAAUAUAUGAGAGGAUUCUGUCUGUUUUGAAAGAAGGCAUUGUGAUAGGGAAUAAAAUAUUUGAGUUUCUUGCUUUCUCUUCAAGUCAGCUACGUGAAAGUUCAGUGUGGAUGUUUGCCUCGACUGACACACUUAGUGCAGAUUAUAUAAGGAAAUGGCUAGGUAACUUUGUGACGAUAAAAUGUGUUGCAAAGUGUGCAACAAGAAUGGGACAAUCAUUUAGCUUUUCCACUGAAACAGUUGAUGUUGCCUCAGAUGAAUUUGAAUACAUUCGUGACAUAGAGGUUCAUAGUAGUGGUAAAAAAUACAUUUUUUCAGAUGGAAUUGGUAAAAUAUCUUCUUCUUUGGCAGAAGAGGUGGCUCGUAAGUGUGGAUGUGAGAAGAAACCACCCUCUGCUUUUCAAAUAAGGUAUGCUGGCUUCAAAGGUGUUGUAGCUAUUGAUCCAGCAUCUAACCACAAACUGUCCUUGCGUCCAAGCAUGCGUAAGUACACUUCAAAUAAUAUAAGUCUUGAUGUCCUUUCUUGGACAAAAUAUGGGCCAUGUUUCUUAAACCGUCAAAUUAUUACUCUGCUGUCUAGUUUGGGGGUUAAAGAUGAAAACUUUGAGAUUCUGCAAAAACAGGCAUUGGCGCACCUGGAUAAUCUUCUGUACAACAGAGAUGAUGCUCUUGGUGUGCUACAUAUUCUCUUUUCAGGUGAAAGUCACCAUCUUCUCACAGACAUUCUGUCGUGUGGCUAUUGCCCAAGUUCAGAGCCUUACUUGUCAAUGAUGCUUCAAGCAUUUCGAGCAUCUAAAAUUCAAGAGUUAAGAAGUAAGGCACGCAUUUUUGUUCCUAAGGGAAGAUGUUUAAUGGGAUGCCUGGAUGAAACUGGAACACUAAAUUACGGUGAAGUGUUUAUUCAAAUUUCCCGUGCUCCAGGAAACAAGCAGUUUCAUGACGACAGGAACCAUGCCAACUCCAUAAUAGAAGGAAAAGUAAUUGUUGCAAAAAAUCCCUGCCUUCAUCCAGGUGAUAUACGUGUCCUUUUGGCCAAGAACACAUUGAAGCUUCAUCAUAUGAUUGAUUGUAUCGUUUUCCCCCAGCAUGGACGAAGGCCCCACCCAAAUGAGUGCUCAGGUAGCGAUCUUGAUGGUGAUCUUUAUUUUGCAAGCUGGGAUGAAUCACUCCUUCCAUCUCAAGAAUACAUGCCAAUGGACUAUGUUGCUAAGCCACUUAUACAAUUGGAUCGCAAUGUGACCAUUGAGGAUAUGCAAGAGCAUUUUGCAAAUCAUAUUGUCAAUGACACCUUAGGAAUUAUAGCGAACUCUCAUCUUGCAUUUGCGGAUCAAGAGCCUGACAUGGCACGAAGUCACAAAUGCCUACAGUUAGCCGAGCUCCAUUCCACAGCAGUCGACUUUGCCAAGACUGGAGUUGCUGCCGAAAUCCCUCCCGAGUUACAUCCUAAAAGAUACCCAGAUUUUAUGGAAAAAGAAGAUAAGGAAACAUAUGAAUCAACAAGAGUACUCGGUAAACUUUACAGAUCCGUCCAAGAAGCUGCUCCACAGAACUCCAACCCCUAUUUUGCAGAGAAGGCAUACGACAAAGAUUUGGAAGUGUUGGGAUAUGAGAGAUAUCUUGAGAAAGCCUUUGAAUACAAGGCUAGGUAUGACUCCAGAUUGGCCGCAUUGAUGGAUCAUUAUGGCGUAAAAAAUGAAGCAGAAAUCAUAAGUGGAAACAUCGAGAGUAUGUCAAACUUCGUGGGCAGUAAUAAAAGGUAUGGAUAUGUUAGAGAAACCAUUAUGUCAGCUGUGAAAUCUCUGAAAAAAGAAGCCAGAGGGUGGUUUGAUCUCGAAGACAGUUACAAUGAUGUUUGUGAAGGUACCAAAAAACUGGCCAAGGCAUCUGCUUGGUAUUACGUAACGUACCAUCCAAGUUACUGGGGCAAGAGAGUUCGUCGUGAUGAUGAUGACGCUAAAAUUGCCCAUCUCAUUAGUUUUCCAUGGGUUCUAUUUGAUGUUUUGCUGCACAUCAAAAUAACAAAGCAGCAACAGUCUCAUAUUUCAUGUUCCUAAAUUUUCUUUUGUUUUCCACAUCUAAUGCAAGUUGUUUAUUGAAA